This is a messenger RNA of Trachemys scripta elegans, 1578 nucleotides long. RefSeq names its product LIM domain containing 2 (gene LIMD2). The record is from RefSeq and is a predicted model, not a curated record. The transcript has 4 exons. Gene Ontology annotation, cellular component: actin cytoskeleton; plasma membrane. Gene Ontology annotation, molecular function: actin filament binding. Bases 444 to 800 code for a protein of 118 amino acids. Lineage: Eukaryota; Metazoa; Chordata; Testudines; Emydidae. Gene Ontology annotation, biological process: actin filament bundle assembly.
CCCCCUUUUGACCCUUCACGACCAAGUCUUGAGUGGGUCACAGUUUAUACAACUGUUUCAGAGUAAUAUACUGAGAGGCCGUUUGCGCUUGUGGUUGUAAUUUAACAAACAUGCUUUUUGUUCAACAGCACAUACAACACAUGUCUAGCAAGCAAACACAGGACACUAUUAACACAACUAGUAAUGGGUGAAACAUAAUAGACAACAUGCCCUUAGAAGUCAGGGACCAGGCUGUAAAAACGUCGUACCAGAGAUAGGCUGUUAGGGGUUUUUUUAGACCUAGCGAUUUGCAUGUUUUUAUUUGCAUGUAAUAUUUGAAUGACACAUUUCCCUAUAUUCCUUUGUGGCUGUGCCUUCUCAGAGAUUAUUAAACAGGUUGAUCUUUUUGGUGGCAGGCAAAUGGAGUAGAGCAAGUAUAUCUGCCAUGGGCUGUGGUCUGUUUAAUGCAGCAGGAGGAGGCAAAGAGCAACUCUGGAGGCAGCACGGUGCAGCGUUCCAAGUCGUUCAGCCUGAAAGCCCAGGUGAAGGAGAUGUGCGCGGCCUGCCAAAAACCCGUCUACCCCAUGGAGCGGCUGGUGGCCGAUAAGUUCGUCUUCCAUAAUGCCUGUUUCUGCUGCAAGCACUGCAAUGCCAAGCUCAGCCUGGGCAGCUACGCGGCGCUGCACGGCGAGUUCUACUGCAAGCCCCACUUCCAGCAGCUGUUCAAGAGCAAAGGCAACUACGACGAGGGGUUCGGGCGCAAGCAGCACAAGGAGCUGUGGGUGCACAAGGAGGUGGAGAGCGGGACCAAGUCGGCGUGAUGGGGCCCGUUCCUGCCCUUCCCCCCCACCCCGCGCCGAACCCAGAACGGGCAACGUGGAGCGUGCAGCUGAACCGAGGGCUGACUGAGCUGCUGUAAAGCAAAGGCGACCCCCAGGGGGCAGGCAGACGCCGCCUGGCUCCAAACAGCCACGUGGCCGGGGCGGGGGGGUGUCCUUUGGCAGGUGAAGGACCUGAGUGGGGCGGGAGGGUGCUGGGAAGCGCGAGGCUCAGUGGGGACGGUUGGAGGGGGCCGACUUGAAUGGAGCAUAACCCUUGAGAGCAGGUGCGCGGUGGGAGAGGGUCAGGGCUGGCCUGGGCGUAUCUGCUAAUAUCUAUAUGCCCCCCCCCCUUGCAGAAAUCGGGGAAGAGCCUCUGGGCGCCCACCAGACGAGCAUGCAAAGUGCACUUCCUUUAACCCCGUCCCCGCGGCCCAGGUGUCUGCUGCCCAGGAGAAGGAGGCAGUUGGGCGUCCACAGAGCCAGUGCCGUGGUGUCAACCGUCCCCCUCCCAUUCCCGUCCUGCCUGCCGGUGCUGGCGUGGGGGGGAGAAGCAGGGAGGGGGUCGCUCUUUGGUUUGCAGCAGCUCAGGUCAGCUGAGGUUGUUCAGCCUUCCCGAUGUUGCCCCGUGACUGUUUAACGUUGUCUGUCUGGUUUUUCUAGUUGCCUUUGAUUGGUACGUUCCGCACCGGAGCCCGGGCUGCCGGCUUGCUGCAGCAGGCCGCGGCCACGCGCUUUUUUUGAUUAUUUUUGUAAUACAAGGUUUCUGAGCCUUGCCUGA